Messenger RNA from Schistocerca gregaria, 5295 nucleotides. RefSeq names its product filaggrin-2-like. Gene Ontology annotation, cellular component: cytoplasm. Bases 1204 to 4797 code for a protein of 1197 amino acids. The record is from RefSeq and is a predicted model, not a curated record. Lineage: Eukaryota; Metazoa; Arthropoda; Insecta; Orthoptera; Acrididae. Gene Ontology annotation, molecular function: protein binding. The transcript has 20 exons.
UUGUCGGCUGGCUCUCGAAGCAUCGGGCGCUGUCGAAUGUUUGCGGCCGGCACAUUUGAAUUCGUUCGCGACGCGUUGUCGAGUGCGCCGGCGCGUCAGCGCCUUCCCACAGAGUGAAGAAAAAUCGGAGACUAAUACGUAAAACUGAGUGGCAUGCGUUGUUGAGCGCUGCUGGGAUUCAGAAUAUGUUGCGUGUACGUUGGUGUUUGCGGCAGAAGUGUGAUCUGUGACUUCAUCGUAUUCGUAACUGCAGCUUUAACGCUUCGGUGAUAUAUAGUUGAAAGAUUUAUCGGAAGUUUGACGUAGUUUAUUAAUUUCCUAGUUCAUUUUCUAAUCUGAGUUCGUCAAACGUGGAGUGAUAAUUAUUAGGGAAGCGAACAAUUUCCUUUUUCCAAUUUAACAUUAUUACAAUAUUUCAAUUGGAAGCAUGUUCAGCUUCGGGCAUUACACCGAGAAAUUAACUGAAAAAAGAGAAAGUACGUUCCAUCAGAGAUAGUACACUGUAUCUAAAAGGCGUUUGGCUAGACAUUAAAAAGCCGAGCUCAACAAUUGAUUGAAAUAGGGUGAUGGAGCUCUACACGUACAAAGAAAAUACGGUAUUCUCAAUAUUUUCUACGGGUUAUUUACAUUUAAAAUAAUACAUCGAAGAGUUAUUGUGCUGUAGUCUGUGUAGAUAAUCAAAUUACACCAGUGAUGGGGCAGAAUAUAUUGUAAAGUGGUGUUCCAGUCCUUUUUUUAUAUAAUUCGUCGCUGCUGCUGAAUUCGGGGCCAAAAAUUCGACACGGCUGUCCGUUACCGAAUUGCGUGGGAUUCUGAGCUCUGCCGAGGCGGGGGAGAUUUUUUGUGUCCCUAUUUAUUGCUUUGGCUAUCGGUGCCGAGGAAGUGGGUUAGAGGAUACCGUAUAAUUACGUUCCGGUUGUUGACUCCCAGUGUUCCGUAACAUUAGAAACUUAAAAGUGAUGCCGUGUUUACUCGUGGAUGUAUAAUUUUUAUUACUCCCAUUAAACAACGCUCGCCGUAAAAAGGACAGUUUCCGAGCGUCCAUCGGCACUUUUUGUGCGUGUGUGCGUUCCCACAGUCCGCGUAGGCGGUGCUUCGUACACUUUACCUGCGUACGUGUGUGAGUGCAUACUGGAUUACUGAAAUCAACACUACCUGGUGUGGCAGUUUCAUAGCGAAACUGUGAGCAGAACACACAAAAGGAUGCAGACGAAGAACGUGAACCUGAGCCAGGACCAGCUGAACAACUCAGUGCUGGAGAAGAACGCCCAGCUGAUACAGCAGCAGCAGCAGCAGCCGCUGUCACCGGCCAGCCCAGGGAGUCCCCCACCACCGCUGCCACCCAGAGCGCCAGCGGAGGUGGAAGCCGCCGGCUAUGGGCAGCCGUACAAGCCGGUACCGCCCCCGAAGCCGCUGCCCGCAGCCGCCUCCGGCGCCGCCUCUCCGCCGCCGCCGUACCGCAUGCCGCCCUACCCUCUGUACGGCGACGCGCAGACGGUGCCCAUCCCGGGCUCUGCCGCCGCGGCCUCAGACCUGCAGCCCGGCGUCGCCCUGCACACGCACUCCAGCAAGUUCCCGAUUGAGCGUGAAGUUAUCCUGAGCAGUGCAGAUAAGAAUUCAAAGAUUCCAAUCCUGCAUGAGUACAAAAAGAGGACAAAACCAGCAACAAUUGCACCAGAGGGGCCCAACAAGCAGAUUGCCUGGACAGAGGACAAGAGGCAGCACCUUCAGCAACACCAUACUAUGCAUGGACCAGUAAAUGGUUCUGAUGACACACUUGUUCUGACUACGAGAACUCUGCACAGUUUGAAUCUCGGGGAUAAAAGCAUGGCCCUGGAGGACAUGUCUCACCAGAUGUACAAGGCGCAGCCUCUGCAGGUACCAAAUGAAGCCAGCCGAGGGAAGGAUUACAGGAGUCAGUUUCACAACCCCUACCUCUACAAUGGACACCACGCAAACGCCGCAUCGACCGGUGCGGUGCCUCGGGCGUGGGGCUCCUCGGCACAGGGUCGCCCGCCGGUGCCGAACCAGGGACCACCGGGAGGGCAGCACCAACACCAGCACCACCAGCAGCAGCUCGGUGCGGCACCACAGCAGCACCACCAAGACUCGGGCAGCAGCGGCACUGCCAGUGCUGGCGCAGUCAGGAGGGACCACUCGGGGGAACGACCGAGACAGGCUCAGCAGCAGCAGCAGGGCAGUGAGUCGGAGCUGGUUGAAGAUCAAAAUUGUGGAACAGAAAAUAAUAUGAAGGACAAGGACGGGAAAGACUGCGGUGACAAGGUUGCCGGGAAGACAUUUUCAACACGAACCUACCACACCAUCAAGGACAUGAUCUCAAGUCGUUUUGGCAGUGGGAAACUUCCCAAGGAUAUGAAUGCUUCUGGUGCUGAUGUUGAGCAGGGAAAAUCUUCGCAGGAAGGACUCAACAACAAUGCUGUGGUGAACGGUGACGUGGGUAGUGAGAAGUCGAGUCCACGCAAAGUCCGGCCUCAGCCACUAACUGGCAGGGAAGACGCAGAGGAUGAGCAGCGGCAGCAGAGGCUGUUGGGAGGAGGGCCGUCCGUAUCGGUGCCCCAAGGUGCCUCCGCGCAGCCCACAUCGCGCAGUUACACGGCGAGUGGCAGCGAACCUGCGGGAGCAGCCAGCUAUCAGUACCAGCAACACACAUCUGAAAACACAGUUCCCUCCACCUCUGGCUACUACCACCACCAGACACCUGCCGGGCCGAGGUCUCACCAGCAACAGCAGCGGCAGAAAGCACUGUCCCCGAUGUCGCAACAGCAGGCGAACUACGCGAGCCAGCUGGAGCAGGCAGGGGUGUACAUGGUGAUGCGACAGACCGGAGCCUCCACCUCUGUUGCUGCAUCAUCUGGCCAGUACCUACAGGCACAGCAGCAAUACCACAUGGCAGGGCAGCAGGAAAGACCCGACUCCGGAAGUGCAUAUGCAACGGCGAACCUGUCGGGCGCUCCCGGCCUGCCAACACAGAAGCAGCCUGCGCUGCCACCCCCGCAAGCCCGAGAGGGCAGGAGGGGUUCACAGUCACGGCUCGACCUCCCAGAUGACGAGGAUGACGACGACGAUGAGGGUGGCUUCGCGCCACCCGGGGUGUCGGCCCCGCCGCCUCCACCUCCCUCGACAGAACCCCCAAGGACGGCGUCCUCUGGGCAGAGCUCGGACUACGAGAAGGCAACACAGCGCAGCACGGGGCAGUCCAGCUCAACGGCCGGCGACUCUGGCAGGGGGAGCACCGUCUACUCGAGUGGCCGGCAGCCCUCUGUGGGAGGCAGCAGUGGAGGUGGCGGCAGUGUGGGUGGAGCAGGCUUGCCGACCCAGAAGGACCGGCUGGACACCAGCACCGAGUCGUCGGGGUCCCCCCGGGUCGGCUACGGCCUGCACCACCAGCAGGCUGGAGCUGGAGCCGAGCCAGAGUGGGUGGACGUGGUGGAGAACGAGCUCCGCCAGAUCCUGGACCCCAAGCUGCACGGCCUCGGGGCGGGGUCUGCUGUCGGCGGGGGUGGCGGUGCCAACUCUACCCUCAGCGAGAGCAUCUCGUCCCUCACGCCACCACUGCCGCCACUGUCACCAGGGGGUAGUCCGACGCCCGUACCCAGAAGCUACAAGCACGGAAACAGUCUGCCGUACGGCAGCAAGCUCGGGGACUACGAUGGCGGCAGCCGCAAAGGUCUGGCUCCUUCGCACCAGCAGAGCGCAUCCGGCAAGCCGAGGGGUGGACGCCUCCCGGGAGGUGGCGGCGGCGGAACUGGAAAGCCUGGAAGUGCCACUCUGGCAUUUGACAAGCACCACAGGUCGGUCGCAGCCGGCGGAGCCGGCAGCCGCGGCAACAAGGACACCAAGAGCAAGCAGCUCAGUGCAUCGGUGUUUGGCCUGGACACAACUGACCUUACCUCUACAACAACAGGAGGUCUGGACUCUGUGCUGGAUGGACACACUGAGAACAACUCCAGUGACGAUGACCUCAGCACCACAAUAGAUGCGACCGAUGCCCAGGCCAUUCGUCGGCAGCUGGAGGGUCUCGAGAGCAUGUACUCUGAGGUGCUGAAGCUGCUCGGCGUGAAGAAGGGUGGCAGCCGGUACCCGCCCUCUGACCCGCCACGGCUCUCUCAGCGGCGCAGGGUCUACGGCAGCCUCUCGUCGCUGCCCAGCUCUGCGAGUUCCAGGCCACCUGCCACGCGGCCCCAUGAACGUCGCAGGCAUGACGACCACCGCAAGAAAGUCAGAGACCUCAAGGGGAUCAACAAGAGGUUCCAGCGCCUGGAGUCUCACGUGGUCACUCUGGCCCGCAGUGUCGCACAUCUGUCUUCAGAAAUGAGAACCCAGCACCUCAUGAUACAGGAGAUGGAGAACAUUCGGGGGGAGAUAGCAGCGCUGCGCACGCAGACGGCGCUGCACCACCACCGGUCGCAGUCCGUGCCGCGAGCCCUCAAUGUUGCGGGCAGUGCCGGUCCACAAGGGGAUAGUGCAGGCGGCCUGUCGAACCCGUCACGUGUCCGCAAGCUGACCAAGUUCUUCGGGGACGAGCCACCCCUGCUCAGGUUGUUCCUCCGGAGGCUCGGCUACGAGAAAUAUGCGAACGUGUUUGAAAACGAGAGGGUUGGGAUGGUUGAACUGCCGUACCUGACAGAGGAGCGCCUGCAGCGGAUGGGCGUGCCGCUGGGCCCGCGCAUUCGCAUCCUCCAAGAAGCGCAGAACUUCCCGCCCGCACCGGUACCGACUGCAGCACAGACCGCGGCAACCCCGUCCUCCCGCCACGACAAGGUUUAUGUCGUCUGACAGGUUCGGAAUUGUGCACCCUGCCAGUAAGGUGCUGAAGCCACAUCGUAAGUUGUCAUCCGUAGUAAAUGUGUGUGCACGCCUAUAAACAUUACACAUGUGAAAUGUGCUCUUUACAAGAACUAUUCUGCAUUUAUCAAAGAUUUUUGUAAGUGUUCACUACUUUGUGAAGAGACUUCACAACAUUCAUGCAACUGCACAUAACCAAUCAGUGUCAAAGCCUCAGUGCAUGAAUUUCCAUUUCUUAAAAUAUAUUCUUAUAAAAACACAAUAAAACUUGUUUUAUAAGAAUUUUUGAUACUGUCAUAUCCAAAAGAAGUGAAAGUUGAAGUAUCUCACCAAAGAAUUUUCUUUUUUCACAAUGUAACUUUAACCUUUUUUAAAAACUUUUGUGUGUAAUAUACUAGUAUUUAUUAGUGUCUGGAACUGCCAACUGUCUUAUACAAUCAAAAAUAUAUGUAAUAUAUUUCUGCACUGUAAUAUAAAACUCUUAAUUGA